CCCACACCCCCAGUAAUGCAUUUCCGCAGGGCCCUCAAUCCUGAGAGGCGAAAUCUCUGCACUCAUGUGACAGCCACUCGACUUUUUGAUCAGUGGGGAUCCCUCAAGUGCUGCCUCUGCCACAGACACGCCAAUAUUGGCUGGCUAUACCGCUGUACUCAAGACUCGGACGGCUUUCUUCCUGCUACCGAUUUUAUCAAUGGCUCCCAUGCCCUUGCUGAUAAAUCGCCCUUCCAGGAUGUUGCCUUGCACACUCUUUCUCCGCCCAUCAUCAAGGCCAUUGCCGACGGUCAAUACACCGAUGAACAGAUCAAGAUCUUAAUUCAACAGAAGGAAAAGGUUCGUGAUAUCAUUCUCGCCCAAGAACCUAGACCUGCAACAGCUUCCACUGCCACCACCAACUCCUCAGCAUCGUCUUCCACUUCCUCAAAAUACGGCAUUCCUUCCACCCUGCCCAAAAGUACCACCUUCUCCACCACCUCCACUGCCUCCCUCGAUGAAGAGAUCCGAAAGGCCUAUGACUGGAAUGAGCUGCAGAAGGUGUGGUUGUCCGAACCUACCAUGCCACCUCCGGACCCUACCUCACCCUCUCUUACUCAAUCUCACCUCGCCUUCCCCAACCCCGUUGCUGCGCCAAAGGCCUGCUCCUUCAAGAUAUGCCCGACCUGCCGACCUACUUGUCGUGAUCGAACCUUCCAAUCUCUCAACGCCGUUUUGAACAGCCCAGUCAAGGUACCUCCGAGCUGGGAGCUCGAGAAUCGUCCCAUAUCCGACGCCAGUGUCCUGGCCAAGGUCCAGGUCCCGUCCCAUAUCCAACUUUCGGCCACCCUGGACCAUUUCUACUCUCGUCUCAGCAAAAGUGCUGUACAGUCUGCCGCUACCCUCCGCACCCUAGACAACCUGGACGAAGAAAUUUCAACUCUCAGAGCCGAAAUAGCUGCAAUAGACAAAAGUUCAAUUAGGAAGCGAAGCGGCUUUCGCCAGACCGUCAGGAAUGCUUUGGCCCGCGCUCGCAGCGAGGAUUCUACCAAGGGAGAGAGCGCCAGAGAGAAUGGGAAUGAGAAUGAGAUGCUGGCUCAAGACAGUGCGGCAGGUUCACGUCAUUCACACUCUCACAUCUUUGGACGUCCAAGAUCUCGUCUCACCCCAUCUUUCAUCGAAACCCAUGGUCAACUUGUCGACACCAGCGCCUUACAAGAUUCAGUUAUGUUGAUGCUCGCCUCCAACACUCCACUGCCUCAUACACCAAGC
Messenger RNA from Exophiala aquamarina CBS 119918, 1251 nucleotides. RefSeq lists its product as uncharacterized. The transcript has a single exon. Lineage: Eukaryota; Fungi; Ascomycota; Eurotiomycetes; Chaetothyriales; Herpotrichiellaceae. The record is from RefSeq and is a predicted model, not a curated record. The annotation marks the transcript as partial.